AGCCCGGUAUCCGAAAUUGCAGUAUACGACUUGACCAGUCCCCCUGGGAGACAAAGGUUUAUUACCUGUUGUCUUUUGCAGUCAUCGGGAGGAGAAAACCUUCAUGCAAACUGCACGUGCCGUAGAGGAGAAAGGUAUUUGUCUUGUCAGUAGUGGAGGAGCCCAUGCAGCUGAAAAAUAACAUGGCGAUGCGGGAAAAGGUCCACAGCCUGCGCUUCAAUCAAGAUCACGGUGAGGGUUGCUUCAUGUGUUGCAUGGACUCUGGGGUUCGAAUAUACAAUGUGGAACCUUUGGCAGAGAAGGCACAUUUAUGUGAGAGUUUAGUUGGUAGUGUUAGCCAUGGUGAGAUGUUACACAGGACCAACUUGCUGGCAAUGGUGGGUGGAGGUGCUGUCCCAAAAUAUGCAGACAACACGGUUUUAAUUUACGAUGACUGCACCUCGAGGCUAGUCCUUGAAUUUACAUUCUCCGCUCCUGUACUGGCUGUUAGAUUGAGAAAAGACAGGUUAGUGGUAGUUUGUCGACGGCAGAUACAUGUCUUCUCUUUCCCACAUUCUCCUCGGCGACUUUUUACCUGUGAAACACGGGACAAUCCCUUGGGACUGUGUGAGGUGUCCCCACUACCUUCUGCUGACAGACAUAUAUUAUGUUUUCCUGCCCACAAACUUGGUGCUGUUCAACUAGUGGAUCUUUUAACAACAGAGUCGACCGUUUCUCAAGCCCCACUCACUGUCCAAGCUCAUAAAAGUGAGCUUGCCUGCCUCAGUGUGAACCGUGAAGGCACAUUGUUGGCUACAGCAUCCCACAAAGGCACUCUAAUAAGGGUGUUUGACACUGCUCGUAGAGUGCUCUUGGCUGAAUUGAGAAGAGGCUCUGAUCCUGCCACUUUAUACUGCAUUAACUUCAGUGGGGACAGCGAGUUCAUUUGCUGCUCAAGUGACAAAGGCACCAUCCACAUCUUUGCCCUCAAGGACACACAACUGAAUCGUCGCUCAACGUUUUCACGAAUUGGAUUCUUGGGAGGGUACAUGGAGUCCCAGUGGGCCCUUGCGAACUUCACAGUGCCUCCCGAGUGUGCCUGUGUUUGUGCCUUUGGAGCCAACUCUACGGUAUAUGCAAUCUGCGUGGAUGGCACAUUCCACAAGUAUGUCUUCAAGGCAGCGGGAUGUUGCAAUCGAGAAUCUUUUGAUGUUUACCUAGAUCUAGUCACAGAUGAGGAGUUCUAAAUUUAGAAGAUAUAAAGAAUCUGAGAAAUACUGAAAUUGCUGUUACGGAGAUGUUAAUAAUGGUUGUACAAAAGUAAGUAUAGUAUUUAGUUUGAGCUCAUCACGUGAAUGUUUUUCAUACAUAUUUGCCUUAUGAUUGUAGUAUGAAUUCUGCCAGGCAAUUAUUGCCAGACAUUCAUUCACUUGUAUGUAUUUUCAAUACAAUAAGGCUGUUUAUUCAUCCCAAAUUUCUAAAAACACUGAAGCUUCCCAGCCUCUAACCCUCCCUGGAAUAGAUGAGAGGAGACGAUGUUUUGAGGGUUGACUAAGCCAAAGCAUUCAUCAAAUUUGAAAUUCAUGUAAUUUGCAGUAAUCUGCAUGAAUGGCACAUAACACAAAUGUGUGUUCGAGGCAGCGGGACGUUUUUUGUUUGUAUUUGUUGUUGUGAAUAAUUUAAAAUUGCUAUAAAAGCUAUUCAUAUAGUAGUGUUCUGUUAGAUUUGCAACAUUUCAUUUCUUGGUUUAGAUGAUUGGUAUCCAUUUCAAUUAAGUGCUCUCGGUUAUCUGUCCUGUGGUUGAAUCAUUGAUAUAGAAUGGAUAAAUGGAAGAUCUUGGUGUAACAUAGUCUAGUCAGGUUAACAGCAUCAGUAAUCCAUUUCUGUAUAGUCUCUGGAUUAUUUGAAUACUGGUAAGAUAGGCAGGAAAAUUUCUGCAUUAAUAUGAGUGCAAACCACUAAUUGGUGGCUUGGCUUCAAUUAGUUUAUAUAAUCAAGUGAACAUAAUCAUCAUGGGUUUGCAUGUUUUAUAAAUGUGCAGAUACAAAAGUUUUGUUGUAUUAUUUGAAAUUAAACUAGAUACUGUAUAUAUCUUUUAUAAUGGAAAAAAUAUGUAUACAGCAUGUAUACAUUCGUGUUAAGUAUGCGCUAAAUAUGCAGUUUUGUGUACUUACAUCUUCAAAAUAUCCCCCAUUCCUUUUUUAUUCUAAGGUAGUGUAUUAAAUACAGUGGAUCCUUAUAUAAUACUGUAUGCAUUUACAUAGCAUGUUUUGUUGUACAUGACAAGUUUUCAUUUAGUUUCUAAUAAUUUAUAUUGUACUCAUUUUUAUAAAGCACGCACUCUAUAUGCUCACCUUUUAGCUCUGGCAAAGAGCUGAGGACUUGGCUUCCUUCCCUGUAAACACACACCCACCAGUUGAUUGACAGUCAAGAGGCGGGACCAAAGAGCCAAAGCUCAACCCCUGCAAGCACAAUUAGGCGAGUACAUGGGUCGUUAGGACACCAUGAGCAUAGUUCUCAUCCUGUAACUUCACUUAGGUACUUACACACCCACCGACUCUUACCCACCCAUGCAUACUAAUUCAAGUGAAGGUCUUCCUAUAAUGUAUAACUUCAUACAUAUCUGAGAAUGUAACCCCAUUUUUCAAAUUUGUUGUUCAAUUUAUGCAGCACAUUUAAGACAAAAAGCUGUUUUUCUUGAAUAACUGCAGUGUUAUACUGUACAAGUACACUAUAAAAUCAUUUAUACUGUAAUCUGAACACAAAAAUAUGAUUUCUAUCAACAGAUUUUUACCCCUUUUGGAUAAUCUCAUCAAUAAUGUGCUUCAGCUUUAAAUGAAACAACUUUGAGCUAUGUAAAUUAACUUGAGCACUUAAACAAAUCAUGUCUGUCCUUCACUUUACUAUUAAUUUAGUGCUUUGGGGGAAUUUACUUUGUAUUGUCAGAUCGGAUAUUCAAGAUAUCCAAAAUUAGAAAAAUGAAAAUAGAAGUUCUUGUGUGUCAUAGAAUCAAUGUCUUUCACAUCUCAUUAUUUAAGAUAUUUAUAUUUAUAAGUCUCUGUACAGUACAGUAAAUUAUCAUAUUUUUAUAGUAGCUGUGUCUCUCGGUAUUAUAAUGUACUUAUAAAUUACCACAGUAUUUUCAUAGCACAAUAAAUAUUUUGACUGGUUAUAGAAUACAUUUUUAAAUAUUGGAAGAGCAGGAAAUUUUUAAAUUUUGUUUCAGGAGGUAGUUAGGUUGAUUGUAAGUUUUAUGCUUGUAUAAAUAACCUGCUGCAACAAUUUGAAAAAAUUCAAAUUAACAAAAUUAUACAUUUUCUGCUUAUUUUAUAACAUAGCAUGUCAGAAUUUUAACAGGAUGUGCUAUGCUCAUGGCUUUAAAAAAAAAUAAUUGUUCUAUUAAUAUUGUAAUUUUGUAUAAAAUCUAUUUACUGAUAAUGGACAUUUUGUAUACAGUAUGUAUCACUAAGCAUCCUAAACAAUUUUUCUUAAGCAAUAUUCUCAAUAUUUGCAAGUAAAUUUGCUUCUCCAAUUUAAUAUUUUAUAUAUAUAUUUAAGACAGUA
Molecule: messenger RNA, 3543 nt
Organism: Procambarus clarkii (red swamp crayfish)
Lineage: Eukaryota; Metazoa; Arthropoda; Malacostraca; Decapoda; Cambaridae
Product: WD repeat domain phosphoinositide-interacting protein 4
Biological process (GO): autophagy of mitochondrion; protein lipidation; nucleophagy
Cellular component (GO): phagophore assembly site membrane; extrinsic component of membrane; cytosol
Molecular function (GO): phosphatidylinositol-3,5-bisphosphate binding; phosphatidylinositol-3-phosphate binding; protein binding
Source: RefSeq, a predicted model, not a curated record